AUGUUGGCAAGUUUUGCCUUCUACCCUUCAUUGGGAUAUAAUCUUCUCCGGAAUUACUUACAACCGCAUAAAUGGACGUGGUACAAUCGAGUAGAUGAUAACCUAAUAGUAGGAGCAUUACCGUUCAAAUCAAUGCAGGACGAACUUAUUAAUAAGGAGAACGUUGGCGGUGUUGUAUGUUGUGUCGAAGAUUACGAAUUGAAACUUGCAUAUAAUGCAAUACAAAAAGAGGAUUGGCGAGCCGCUGGUGUAGAAGUUCAUGACAUUCCAAUGACGGACUUUUUCGGAUCCACAGGAAGAGCGCAAAUCGAUUCCGCCGUGCAUUUUAUGGAAGGAGUUGCUGCUAAGGGGAAGUCAGUUUAUGUGCAUUGCAAAGCCGGACGAACGCGUAGCGCCACAGUAGCUGCAUCAAACGUCCUCAGACAAUAUUGCGGAAUGCACAUUGGCGGACUGCCAACGAAUAUCGUCGUUUUCUGGAUCGGCAUGUGUCAAGUAGUCAAACAACUUCGACGACUUCAUCAUCUUAAAAAAUGCUCGCCUGAUGUUGGCCGCACAGCUUCGAUUGCGGUUCCGGAUUUCAGCGCGCGGUUGUGGUGA
This is a messenger RNA of Necator americanus (New World hookworm), 597 nucleotides long. RefSeq lists its product as uncharacterized. The record is from RefSeq and is a predicted model, not a curated record. NCBI's taxonomy places the organism in Eukaryota, Metazoa, Nematoda, Chromadorea, Rhabditida, Ancylostomatidae. The transcript has 7 exons. Gene Ontology annotation, biological process: protein dephosphorylation. Gene Ontology annotation, molecular function: phosphatidylglycerophosphatase activity; phosphatidylinositol-4,5-bisphosphate 5-phosphatase activity; protein tyrosine/serine/threonine phosphatase activity. Bases 1 to 597 code for a protein of 198 amino acids.